AUGUCUGCCCGCCAGACUGUCAUUCUGCCGCUGCCACAGGAGGUGGUCGCUCAGAUCAAAUCGUCGACCGCUAUUGUUUCUUUAACUGACGUCGUACUGGGACUGUUGGGGAACGCUCUGGACGCAAAAGCUUCCAAAGUAGAGGCAACGGUUGACUUUGCUCGUGGAGGAUGCUUCGUCGAGGACAAUGGUCUCGGUAUUGCCCCCUCCGAGUUUCGUGAGGAAGGGGGCUUGGGGAAGUUGUACUGCACCUCCAGAUAUUUCUCUGAGGAUGAAUGCCUCGGCCGCAACGGCACCUUUCUCGCAUCCCUCGGUGCCAUGUCCCUUCUGACCAUUGCCUCUCGUCACCACGAGCAUCGAUCGCAUAACUCAUUGUCGCUGCAUCAUUCUACAAUCAUCGAUCGGCAACUACCAGCUUCGUCAGUACACGAGCUUCACGGAAAACAUGGCACCCGCGUGACAGUGCGUAAUCUAUUCGGGAACCUCCCUGUGAGGGUCAAGCAGAGAGGCCUUGCGGCAGAACAGAGGACAGAGUACGAUCGUUUGUGGGAGAUCCUGAAACGGGAAAUUACGGGUUUGAUGCUCAGCUGGCACAAGCCCGUUUCUCUGCGGGUCCGAGAUGCGGGCGGUAAAACGUCCCUCAGCCUCUCUACUGCAGGUCAGAAUAAACACGGCACAAGGAGACGCCCUUCCCGGCUUCAUUCUGUGCUCAAUGUCCUCACGCAAGCGAGCUACAUCCAUCACGACGAGUGGCCCUCAUGGGUUCCUGUAUCUGCGUCCACUUCUACCAUCUGUAUAGAGGGCGCUAUUUCGCGCGAUCCUGCGCCUAGCAAGCGUGUCCAAUUCAUCUCACUCGGUGUUACUCCAUUGAGUGCCGACACCGGGCGCAAUGAACUUUAUGACGAGGUCAAUCGCUUAUUCGCUCUGUCUAGCUUCGGCAUUGUCGAGAACGGCUUAGCUGUGGACGAGGAUGAGAAAAUUCAAAGACAAGACGACAAUCGCUUCAAGCAUGACGGGUACGCAAAUAAGCAAGUGAAAGCGCGAAAGGGCGUUGACCGAUACCCCAUGUUCCAUUUGCGCAUGUCCUUUCCACACCAAAACCACUCGAACCGAACCGACACUCUCUUCAGUGAAGAUCAAGCAAACCUUAGCAUCGUCAUGGAGGUUUUGAAAGCUAUGAUCACUGAGUGGCUAGCUGUCCAUCACUUUCAACCUCGCAAAGCGUCGUCAAAGCAUGCUCAUCGAUCAAGUUCGGGCACGUCUUCCAAGCAUGCCGAGCACGAUGAGACUGCGUUAUCAGGUCACCAAACACGCCCAGUCGGGCCUAUCUCUCGAACUUGUACUGUAUCGACCCCACCAAUGUCUAAAUUAGCAGAGACAGACAGCCGCAAGAGAAAACGGUCACAAGCACCUUUCAACAAGAAAGGCGCGGAACGAGAUCAUCACUUAGCUUUCCGUGAUUGGUCUCGCAUCAAGAGCGGCAACGCUACUCAUCUGGGCAAUUUAGGUAUAAAGAGAGACGUUUGGACGUCACAACAGGUAACGAACCAUCCGAGCUCAAAUGUUCAAGAUUCUACCGCUCCGUACUUCGCCAAAUUCAAUGUUAUUCCAGUACCUGCGGGGUUCUCAGACGGCGUUACAAGGCCUGAUAUCUCAGCAACAGAAGUUCGCUGUGUAGACGAGGGCAAAUACGACGAAGCGGUUCCCUGGACAGACCCGAUAACCAAGCAAACGUACUUCCUGAACACUCGAACGGGCUGCGUGCUCCCACGCCCUCUGGCUAGGCCUCAGACCGACCUUUCUCCACAUGUCCGCGGAAGCACACUCAGCGAUUUUAACAAGUCCCUACGCUUAUGUCCGACAUCGACCACACCAAGUAUCGAGUCAAACACUUGGCUCAAUGGCUUCCUGAGAACGUGGGAUAAUCCAGUUUUCAAGCCUGCUGAAACAAAGAUUCAGCAAGCCCUCCUUCACAAAGAUGGAAACGGCCAUGACUGCAAUCAUAGCAAUCAUAGCAAUCACUUCGGCAGACGGAGUCACAAUGACGAAACUAUCCAUGCAUUGUCGACGUCUAAUGCGAGUAAGCUAUCUAGGGCCGGUCUUGAGAAUGCCGAAGUCAUGGCUCAGCUUGAUAGGAAGUUUAUUCUCGUCAAGAUGGGGUCAUGUGAAGGUAACACCGAAGUGUUGGGUGCUAAUGGGCAUAUACUGGUUCUAAUUGACCAACACGCGGCGGACGAACGCACGCGUGUGGAAUCCUUGCUCACAGAGAUGUGUGCGCCAUUGUCGAAGGGUAUCCAAAACUACCGUACCAAGCUGGGCCAUGAGUCGCAUAUAGCUUGUUCUAUUCUGGGUAAGCCAAUCCAUUUUGCGCUAUCUGCCCUAGAACAGGGGCAAUUCAAGAGACAUGCUGCAAAAUUCGCAACUUGGGGUAUCUUAUACGAUGUGGGAACCUCAACAACUUCAUCGAUGAAGAGUCAAUCGACCCUCUCCGUGACAGCCUUGCCACCAGUGAUAUCCGAGCGAUGCAAAGCAGAUCCGCAAGUUCUUAUCGCCUUUCUCCGCACCACUGUUUGGAAGUACGCAGAUGCUGUCCGCCUUCCUCUGCCUGCAGACGAGUGGGAGAGACGAGGUGGACCUUCGAACGACCGAGCAGCAUGGGUUAGACGUAUUGCUAGCUGUCCGGAGGGUCUGAUCGAUCUGGUUAAUUCGCGCGCCUGCCGGUCGGCCAUUAUGUUCAACGAUGAGCUCAGCAUGGAAGAAUGCAGAGAACUGGUGCGGAAGCUAUGUAAAUGCGUGUUUCCAUUCAUGUGCGCCCAUGGUCGGCCUAGUAUGGUCCCUCUGGUGGACAUUGCUUCGGCGCUGGGCUCGGACAGCGCGACAGACACCGAAGGAGCUGGUGACUUUAUCACUAUUUGGAAGCGACGGCAAAUGAAGUAG
This is a messenger RNA of Didymosphaeria variabile, 2937 nucleotides long. RefSeq names its product DNA mismatch repair protein (gene MLH3). The transcript has 2 exons. Gene Ontology annotation, cellular component: mismatch repair complex. NCBI's taxonomy places the organism in Eukaryota, Fungi, Ascomycota, Dothideomycetes, Pleosporales, Didymosphaeriaceae. Gene Ontology annotation, molecular function: ATP-dependent DNA damage sensor activity; ATP binding; ATP hydrolysis activity. Gene Ontology annotation, biological process: mismatch repair. The record is from RefSeq and is a predicted model, not a curated record. The coding region runs from base 1 to 2937 and encodes 978 amino acids.